AGAUCCGCUAGUAAACUCUAGGCUGUAAACUCGGUCUGGAGUAUGCUUCUCAAAGUGACACCCCAAAGGGUGUCCGUGGGUGUCGUGUCUCUGCUGUUACAGAUAGCAGUUACCUCGUCGCAAAAUUACUAUGAAAAGAGACAUGAACAGCAUGACCAUGUACAUACAUACGACAUAACGCAGUAUGUACAGACAGCCUGCAUAAAUCUACGUUGCGUCAAAGUGCGCACGCCAUGCACUGCAGAUGUCAACUGUCCCUAUUUUCCUAUCGCCAAAUGUGUCAGUGACGUGUGUGUUCGCCUUCAUCAAAGCUGUAGAGAAGACAGAGAGUGCCCGUACUACCCGGAAACUGUGUGCAAUAAAGAAAAGUACUGCGACAAGAAAGGCGAAAAGCCAAGACCAGUGCUGCAGCUUACUAUUGGAGUCAUUUUCAUGCGGCCAAAUCGAAAAUUUUGUACAAAGGACCGUGAAUGUUCGGAUUAUGUGGAGAGCAAAUGUUUUUACGGACAUUGCGUAAGAACUUUGGGACAAAUUUGUCGUAUUGAUCGCGAAUGCCCAUUUUAUCCAAAUACUGCAUGUAUCAACAUGCGUUGCAUAAAAGUGGGCAUGACCUGCACGACAGACGACAGUUGUCCUCAUUUCCCUAAGCUCGAAUGUGUUGAUGGAAAAUGCAUUCGACUUCAUCAAAGAUGCACCAAGGAUAAGGAUUGCCCGAACUACCCAGCUACAGUAUGCAGAAAUCAACAAUGUCGCAAGAAAGCUGGACCUCUGUCUACCGUUGGAAUAGCUUUCGUUUUGCCUGAUAGAAAGCCAUGUCGAACCAUCAGAGACUGCUCGGAUUAUGCAAACACUGAGUGUUUUCGUGGAGCAUGCGUAAGACAUGGAGUAAGAUGCACCAAGGAUCGAGACUGCGCAAAAUAUCUCGGAGCACAGUGCAUCCAUUCACAGUGUUUCAAGUUUCCGCAGACUUGCGACAAAGACCAAGACUGUCCCUUCUAUCCUGAGGUUGGAUGUACAAACUCGCAGUGUAGGAGAACGGACACAUGCAACACAGAUAGUGACUGCUUACGAUAUCCUGGUAAAGCUUGUGUUAAUAGGAAGUGUCUUAGCGUCGAACGGCUUUGCAAGGCAGAUAAUGAAUGUCUAGGCAAUGCUAUUUGCAUUUUGGGUCACUGUUAUCACUCAGAUAGACGAUGUACAACUGACAAAGAUUGUCCAGCACAACCGCACACUAUGUGCUUUAACUCUAAAUGUAUAAAGUCAGUCUCAUGCAAGAAAGAUGAUGAUUGUAAGCGCUAUCCAUCCACCUACUGCGUUGCUUCACGCUGCAACAGGCUAGGACAAAUGUGCCGGAGGGAUUCAGAUUGUCCACUUGACCCAAUGGUUUACUGCCUUAAUCGAGUAUGCACAAAAUUGGGACAGCAGUGCAAGACAGAUUCAAACUGCAUCUCAGCACCUGGUGUAGGUUGUGUAAAAUCCCAAUGCGUAAAAUAUGGCCAGCUCUGUCUUGUGGACAAGGACUGCCCGUACCGACCCUCGACUUUCUGCUUGAAUUCUCUCUGCGUCAAAAUUCUGAACUGCGUAAGAGAUUUAGAUUGCAAAACAUAUGCGGGUACGUUCUGCAUCGCAAGGCAAUGCAGAAAAGUCGAUCAACCCUGCCGCCAAGACAAAGAAUGCCCAUUUUAUCCCGAAGUAGUCUGUGUCAUCCGCAGCUGUGUCAAGAUUCGGCAGCCUUGCACCUCAGAUGUCACUUGCCCUUAUUAUCCAAAUGUGCAAUGCAUUGACAAAAUGUGCGUUCAUCUCCAACAGAGCUGCAAGGUUGAUAAAGAUUGUCCUUACUACCCGAACACAUACUGCAGAUAUGGUCACUGUGACAAGAAGCAUUUGCAUCGACCCCCAAACAUUGAGAUAGGAACGUUGUUUCUUGCACCGUGGAAAGACAAAUGCAAUGCCGAUAAGGAUUGCAAAGAAUCAAAAGCGAAGUGCAUUAUCCACUUCACUGCAAAUGGGACAACAAAGAAUGCUCCAUUUUCCGCAACGCAGUUUGCAUCAAUGGCAGAUGCAGAAAGAUCGGGCAAUCAUGCAGCACCGACAAAGACUGUAAAGAAGGGUAUUUUGUACAUUGUAUAA
This is a messenger RNA of Cylicocyclus nassatus, 2130 nucleotides long. NCBI's taxonomy places the organism in Eukaryota, Metazoa, Nematoda, Chromadorea, Rhabditida, Strongylidae. The record is from the annotation of a GenBank genome assembly.